This is a messenger RNA of Syzygium oleosum, 1847 nucleotides long. RefSeq names its product F-box protein SKIP16. The record is from RefSeq and is a predicted model, not a curated record. Gene Ontology annotation, molecular function: protein binding. NCBI's taxonomy places the organism in Eukaryota, Viridiplantae, Streptophyta, Magnoliopsida, Myrtales, Myrtaceae. The transcript is spliced from 5 exons. Bases 223 to 1554 code for a protein of 443 amino acids.
UAUUUCCUUCGUCUCUUUCGCAGAAAAUCUCUGAGGAGUGACCUGCUGGUGGUGGUGGCUACUGAGCUCCCACCGCCAUAGCCAUUCUCUCUCUAGAGAAAGGAGUGAGAGAGAGAGAGAGAGAAGGAGAGAGGCGUCGGAUAGAAGAGGGGGAAGAAGAAGAAGGGGAGGAUUCAGGGCGGCGAGGAAGAGGCGGCGAGGAAGAAGAAGAAGAAGAAGAAGAUGGAGCUGGAGUCGGUGGGCGAUUUGGCCCUGCACGUGAUCCUCACGAAGUUGGGGCCCGAGGACGUCGGCAGGGUCGCCUGCGUGAACCGGAAGCUCCGGCUCUCCGCCGCGGAGGAUACCCUCUGGUCCAGAUUCUGCUCCCAGGAGCUCGAUCUCUCCGCUCCUCUCGAUCCUCACGGCGAUCCUCUCCCUUCUUUCAAGGCGGCUUAUCAAAAAUGGAGGGACGCUUUCUGCAUGUAUCCUUGGCCCCUUGUCAGGCGAGUAAAGAGAUGUUGGGACGGGCUGCAGGGAUGGCUGUUGACGAAUUUCCCCGAGGCUGCGGCCACUCUCAGAAAGGGCGCGUCCGAAGCUGAUAUUCAAGAGUUGGAGAGCGUGUUAAGAGUAAAGUUACCUCUCCCGACGAGGAUACUCUAUCGUUUUCAUGAUGGUCAAGAUUUUGCCGACAGCGAUUUCACAAGUAGUACGCUUGGCGGUUCCCUGGGCAUCAUUGGCGGAUAUUCUUUCUAUAAUCACUUGGUAAAUGUGAACUUGUUACCUUUAAAACUGGUGAUUCUGGAGACGAAUCAUAUCAUACGGCACCUUGGAUUUUCGAGCAGAUCCAACUACGUAGUCGUGGCUGCUUCUUGCACAUCUGGAGAGAAGCUGUUUUUCCUCAACUGUAUAGAUGGUCAACUUCAUGUUGGCACUAGGAAUCUUCCCAUUGAUGGAGAAAUGAUGCCAUGUGUUCCAAAUGCAUUGAUAAGUUCGGUGCAUGAUAGAAAUGCUGAUCUGCAGCAGGAUGCCAUGCUACUUUGGUUAGAGGAACAUGGUCGUCGCUUGCAAAGUGGCAUGAUCAAACUUCGUGAAGGAGGAGGCAUCAGAAGUAUCUGUCAGUUUCCGGAGGAACCUCCACUCUGUUCCACUGCCAUAACUAAUGGUGUCCGGAUUCGAUCUUCUGCUGUCUUUGUUCCGGAGUUCGCUGAUCUCCAAAAUGAAUCUGAAAAAUAUUUUUUUUCAUAUUCAAUCCGGAUGUCACUCGUUCCCGAGGGAUGCAUGUCCAAUGGACUGCCCUACGACUUUUGCCAAUUGAAUUGGAGGCACUGGAUUAUCCGUGCCAAUGAUGCUGUAGUCUCAGAUGUCAAUGGGGAGGCUGUCAUUGGAAAGUUCCCUCUCUUGCAUUCGGGUGGCAAAGAGUUUGUUUACGAGAGUUGCACGUCUUUAGGAUCUCCCAGGGGAUCUAUUGAAGGCACUUUCACCUUUGUGCCCGGAAGGCUGGCAGAUCCAAAGGGCGGCCCCUUUUCAGUUCAAGUGGCACAAUUUCCUGUUGAGCUUCCAGAUUAUGUCUUUUAAGAGUAUCUGUCACAUCGUGCUCAACUUCUAUUAUGUAUUUGCAAUUCAUCCUGCAAUCGCGUUGAUUGGUCUGUUUCGGGAAGUUACUGAAGGCAAGUUCAUAGUUUUGGUGUGGUUUGUUUUUAUGUCAUGAAUGGUUUCAUUUGUUCUGAGGGCCAUCUCUUAUCGCCUUGUCAUCUACCUAGUCUCAGUUUAUUGUCCAUAAAUAAGGUCGCUUACUCUUCUUUGCCUUUGGUCAUACUCAAUCGUACAGUUUGAGGCAAAUUUACAUUGAUGGGAACCCUUGACUUCCA